This is a messenger RNA of Manis javanica (Malayan pangolin), 7037 nucleotides long. RefSeq names its product interleukin 6 receptor (gene IL6R). Gene Ontology annotation, molecular function: cytokine receptor activity; protein binding. The record is from RefSeq and is a predicted model, not a curated record. Gene Ontology annotation, biological process: immunoglobulin mediated immune response; cytokine-mediated signaling pathway. Lineage: Eukaryota; Metazoa; Chordata; Mammalia; Pholidota; Manidae. Gene Ontology annotation, cellular component: external side of plasma membrane; membrane.
CAGUUUCGUAUUCCCCAGCAGCAAUGGGGGGAAUACCUGUGUCCCACACCUUUGCCAAAACUCUGUGCUUAAACUGCUAUCUACACAGAAAAUGUGUCUGUGUGGAAUUUGCACUUAUCUGAGUGAGGUCAGACAGAUUUUCCCAUGUUUAAGAGACGUUUGCAUGAUUUACUUACAUGAACUGCCUGUUCCUAUUCAUGGCUUAUGUUUUAAAUUGGGUGGUUGAACUUUCUCUUAUUGUUUAUAGGAGCCCUUAACAUAUUAGGGUAUUUAGUCCUUUAUGAUAUAAGUUGUGAAUAUUUUUUUUCCAGUUUAUUAUUUGUCUUUUGAGUGUUUUUUUGGUGGUGGGGGAAUGGUUUUUGCCAUGCAGAUUUUUAAAUAAAUGUCAUUGGGUUUAUCAGUCUCUUAUGACUUGGUUAGGUUUGGUAUCAUACUUAAUAAGAUCUCUAUACCAAUAUUAUUUUAAAAGCUUUUUCUUUUUCUUUUUUUUUGUCUGGUACUAUUAAGAGUGUUUUACAUGUAGAUAUUUGAUCCAUUUAAAUUUACCAUGGAGUGAGGUAUGAGGUAUGGCUCUAACUUUUUCCCCCAGUUAUAAUUUGCUGACCCUUUACAGUUUAUUGUAAGACUAGUCCAUCUUUUCCCCACUGAUUUUGAAAGUCAAAAUCUACCUUUAAAAUCUACUAAAUUUUGUUGUAUACUUGAGUUUAUAGUGCUUCUUGGUAUAGUGAGUAGUUAAAGGCACAAAUUCUAUGACCUCAUUGCCCUAAUUAGGUACAUAACCGGUCUCUUCUAUAAGACAGACGGUUGGAGCGAUGUCAGUUAACUAAUCCAGUGCAUGCUUGGAAUAACGUCUAUAGGUAGCCAACACUCGAGACUAAGCUCUUUUUAAAAACUUGUGUAAAAUGCACAUGGCAUAAAAUUUGUUAUCUUAGUCAUUUUAAAGUGUACAGUUCGAUGGUGCAGACUAAGCUAUUUUUGGUUACUACUAUUUCUGAACUUUUCAGUCUUUUCCAUUGUUUUGUUUAUUUAUGCCAGUACCAUACUAUUUUAACGACUGUAGCUUUGUAAUAUGCUUUAAAGUUUGGACUAAUCCCCCUCUCAUUUUGCUUUUUCAGUAUUGUCCUGGCUGUCCUUGCUUGUUUACUUUAGCAUUUGAACUUUAGAAUCGGCUUGCCUAGUUAAAAAAAACAAAAAAGUCCUGUUGGUAUUUUUAUUAGGAUCAAGUAAAAUUUGGAGAUUAGCCUAGGAGCACUGACAUUUGUAAUGCCAGGCCUUCCUAUCAUAGAACACAGUGGACCUAAUGUGGCUUAUUUCUGAGGAGUCUGGGCUGGGGCAGGAAAGCCGGAAUCCUGGAUUUCCAGUUUCCUUGAGGGUUGAUGUGUCUGCUCCUCCAUUCUGAGCUGCUUCCUUCUGGGAGACGUGGGAUGAGCUGCCGCUGUGUUGGCCUGAAUUGUCCUUAAGGGACUUUGGAGCCCUAGAAGAGCGACCCUUAACUCAGCUCCUGCUCUGUGACUAUGACCCCACCACAGCCUCUUCCUGCACCCAAGCCAGACCUUCUGGGCCCGGGGCCAGCUGUCUGAUGCUGCCAGGGGAGGAUGAAAUGUUUUUCUCUUGAGGAGUUGGUCACACGCGCGGGUCUCUGAGUCAGCAUUCAACGCUACCUUUUUAUGGGUCCAAAGGAGCCUCCCAGGCCAUCUCUCCAACCAGAGUUUAGUCCAUGGUGCGGACAGAGCGGCAGGCGGCGCCAAGAGUUGGCGAGCGACGUGCUGAGCAGCCUGUUGGAGUCCACCGUUACCCUGACCUGCCCAGGUGGGGAUCAGGAAGACAAUGCCACCAUUCACUGGGUGUACAGGAAUCAGGUCGCAAACUCACAUGGGGACAGACUGGUUGGCGAGGGAAGGGGGCUGCUUCUGAGGUCGGUGCAGCUCCAUGACUCUGGAAACUAUUCGUGCUACCAGGACGGCCGCCCGGCUGGGAGUGUGCAUCUGCUGGUGGAUGCCCCUCUUGAAGAGCCCCAGUUCUCCUGCUCCCGGAAGAGCCCCAUCGUCAAUGUUCUUUGUGAGUGGACCCCUCAGAGCCCCCCGUCGCCGAGCACCAGGGCUGUGCUACUGUUGAGGAAGUUUCCCUUGGAAGAAUUCCAGAGGCCAUGCAAGUAUUCUCCGGAGACCCAGAAGUUCUCUUGCCAGUUGGUGGUCCCAGAGGGAGACAACUCUUUCUACAUAGUGUCUCUGUGUGUCACCAACAGUAUUGGGAGCAAGCUCAGCAAAGCCCAAACAUUUGAGGGGUACACAGUCUUGCAGCCUGACCCACCUGUCAACAUCACAGUCACUGCUGUGGACCGGAAGCCCCGCUGGCUCAAUGUCACCUGGGAAUACCCCCCCUCCUGGAACUCAUAUUUCUACAGGCUGCGGUUUGAGCUCCGGUACCGGGCUGAACGAUCAAAGACAUUCACAGUGUGGAUGGCCAAGGACUUCCAGAAUUACGGAGUCAUCAACGAUGCCUGGAGGGGCAUGAGGCACGUGGUGCAGAUUCGGGCCCAGGAGGAGUUCGGGCAUGGCGACUGGAGCGAGUGGAGCCAGGAGGCCAUGGGCACCCCUUGGAUAGAAUCCAGAACUUCUCCAGCUGAGACCAUGGUGUCCCUCUCCACCCAGGCACCUACUACUACUGAAGAUGAUGAAAAUACUCUCCCUAAAGAUUCUGCAAAUGCAACAAGCUUCCCAGUGCAAGAUUCCUCUUCGGCUGCACUGCCCACUUACCUGGUGGUUGGCGGAAGCCUGGCCUUCGGCACGCUGCUCUGCAUUGGCAUCAUCCUGAGGUUCAAGAAGACGUGGAAGCUGCAGGCUCUGAGAGAAGGCAAGACGAACAUGCACCCGCCGUAUUCUCUGGGACAGCUGGUCUCUGAGAGGCCCAAGCCCACCCCAGUGCUGGUUCCCCUCAUCUCCCCGCCAGUGUCCCCCAGCAGCCUUGGGUCUGACAACAUCUCGAGGCACAGCCGGCCAGAUGCCAGGGGCCCUCAGAGCCCUUAUGAUAUCAGCAAUAGGGACUACUUCUUCCCCAGAUAGUUGGCUGGGUAUGCUUGGCAGGUUGGGGGGUCAGACCUGCUGAACUGUGUGGACAACGCAGCAUGAACUGGCUUAGCAAAAGACGCUUUCACUGCCGUUCCAGUUCGUCUCAGGUGUGUGGGGCCUCUGGUUUCACAUCCCAGAAGGGCCUCACAGAAGGUUCUAUGCUGGGUGAAAAUAGAUUUGCUGCCGCUGUUCAGAAGGAAGAGGUGGUUGAGUGUUUGAGCCGCCCUCACCUAAAUGCUCUGCUUAAGGGGAUCAGCGUGCACUCAGGCCUCCAUGGAAAGAGCAGUGCCAAGGCCCCACUGGACACCCAAGUGGGUAGAGUUGGGCAGUUGUGGAGGCCUGGGACCCACCAGGCUUGGUGUGGACAAACUGCUGGCUGCUUGCAUGCCCCUUCCCGCGAGCUGCACCCGCAAGCAGGAGGCCUGAUUUCCAGUCAAAGACUCCCCUGGUUGCCCAUCUCCUGGCCCACUGCACAGUUUCAUCUUCUAGCUCAAAUUCUUGAAACCCAAGUGCCUUUAUAAUUCAGUUUUUCUAGGCCUGAGGACAACCUUCCUUAAACCACUGAGGCUGGGGAAGGCUCUCACCUGUCUGCACCUGAAAAACUGCUGAGGAGGAUGGAUAGUAUCUCAGGGCCUGAUGGUUUGAUGUGGAAUUGUAAUUAGUUCCUCAUUAGCAUUUUGCUGAAUGCAAAUGAUAAUCCUAGGCACUUGCUGAAUUCAGAAGCAAAUUACUGCUCAGUUUCCCGCUUUGGAUACCAGGACUUCCGCAGGAGGGAAGAAGAGGCUCUUCAUAUUUCCUGUAGAAAAGCAAUGUUCUCUGUCCCCUGCCCCUGUCCCCCUCAAAAGAAGGGGGGCUUCUACCAUUGGUUUGAUCAAAACUGUUUCACUCCAGCUUUGUUUUGUUUCCAACUGAGCCUGAGUAACUAGGGACGAUGAGAUACUUAACAUGAAAACAUAAAAAGAACCAAGCAAGAGUGUCUUUUAAUUCACUCUUCAAAAAAUUGCUAUUUUCUCUUGAAAGGGUUGGAAGACCCAGUAUUAGCUGAGUGUCAGUAUAUAAAUAACUUGGGGCAAAGCACAGUCAUUUUGUUUAGCACAAAAUGGAGCCAUGUGAAAAAGGAGGAGGAGAAAAAAUAUUUCCCCCUAGUAGAGAAGAGACUGGAUUCAUUCUAAAUUUUGUUUUUGUCUUAAAAAGUGAAAAAACAGACUGCCUCAUCUCUAAAUUAGGGGAAAAGCAGCUGGUUAACUACUCCCCCAGGCGGCGGUGAAGGAAAUGGUAUCCAGCUCCCACCUGGCCGUAUUGCUGGGAAGCAAGCCGCCUACAGUUCCCAAGCAAGGUCUGUUGAAAAUCCCCACCUGAGGAAGCCAGGAGCCCACGGUUAACAGAGGGAAGUUUAUUGAAAAAAAGAAAAUCCCUUACCUUGGUUCUUUGGUCUUUUUAUUUAGUUCCUUGAAUUUGAUUCAGUUCCACUAGAAUCGAAGCACCCACUCGGUGUCUAACCAGGACAUGCCACUAAAUCACUUGAGCUCACUUUUCAGUCCAGGCUUUGAAUAUUCAGUGAUGUUAGUGGUUAUCCAAAUAAGCACGCUCAGGUAUCAUGGGGCAUCCUGGAAUGAAGUUAUGAUUAGAAUCGGGCAUGUAACCACAACUACAAAUGUACCAGACCACCAAAUUUUUCUAGUAGCCUACCUACCCUUUUCAAAAAACAACCACCAUCAAGGGACAGGUGGCAGGAGGAUGAAAAUGACCUGUUUUAUUUACCAUUCGCCAGGUUCAAACAGUUACUAUCUUGGGCGCAGAGGGGUUUUCAUUGCUGGCUUUGUAAAUUUCAGCCCCUGUUCCUGCUUUAGGCAGCUAAUCAUAAAUUGACAUAAGUGAGGCAGGUGGGUUUUUUCCUUUAUAAAGUUUCUCUGAGGACAGCAAAAAUGCUGUUAAAGGGAAAUAGCAAAAAUGAGACUCUGCAGAUGAGAAAGGGUGAUUCCGUGACCACAGUUCUUUGACUGUACAAGGGUCUACGCACAUGUGACAUCACCAAAGCCAGGCAGAGCCCUGCUAAUGGAAGAUGUGAAAUCCAGAUAGCUCAUUAUUGCUGAGAGCUAGGCAGCUUUGAUCUCCAAAUUGUUAUUGCUUUCAUUAUUAUUGUAACGGAACUGCUUUUUUUUUGGAUACCGAAGAGGGGUAUUUUUUUCCCCCUUUAUUUUAUUUUUUAUAAGCUAGUGGAAAUGAAGGAAAAAUAUUCGUCUUCUCUGGGUGAUAGGCCUAGCUCAGGAUACUGUAAGCUUUCUCUGUCCUUGAAUUGAUGAUGGUCAGUGAACAUGUGUUUCAACCCACAGGCCAUUCUUACCUGUGUUUCUGCAGCCAGCACACGCAUGCUUUUAUUCUCAACAAUGGUGGACUCUUGUAAUAAUCUGCUACACAGCCAGAUGUGAAAUGUAAAACAAACGACAAUAGCAAUUUUUUAAAUUGAAGUAUCGUUGAUAUACAAUCUUAUAUUGGUUUCAAAUAGGCAACACAGUGGUUCAACAGUUGUCCAUAUUAAAUCCUCACCCCCCUAGUGCGGUUACUGUCAGCAUAGGGAAAUGUUGCAGAAUCAUUGACUAUAUUCUCCACGCUGUACUACUGUCCCUGUGACCAACUUAUAUUAUGAUUGAGAAUUUUUGUGUCCCUUUAUCCUCCCUCCCCUCCCCCACCCAGCCCAACCCCUCCCCCAUGGCAACCAUCAGUCACUUUCAGCAUCUGUGAAUCUACCGCUGUUCAUUCUGUUUUGCUUUGUUAUAUCCCACGAAUAAGUGAAAUCAUUUGGUAUGUCUUUCUCUGCCUGGCUUAUUUCAGCUAGGAUAAUACCCUCUAGGUUCAUCCAUGUUGGGGGCAGCAGCAAUUUGUAUUAAAUAUGACAACUUAUCCUGCUGGGUGGGAAAAGUUGAAAAAUAUGCUGGUUCAAGGUCUAAAGUGGUCAUUAAUUCUUGUAGCCUUAAUGAAAAAAUUUUUUUUUGUUAAUGUCAAGGAGGUAUCCUGGAAUGUGCCUACAAAGCCUUUGGUAACUGAGAGCUCUUUACGCUGAUGGAGCUUUGCCCUUGCGGUUGUUUGCCAGGCUCUGGGCUCCACGGAGUCCCCUCUGCCACUUCCCUCCUGUCCCAAGGGAAGGAAACACCUUUACGAGGUGCGGCAUCUUCUGCGGGAGCAAGGUUGGGGGCGCACCUGGGGUGAACAGAGCCCAGUGGGGCAGGCUGGGAGGGGGCGUGGUUUGUGGGGUUCCUGCAGAGCGUUCAGGAACGCCUCACCUGGGCGCCUUGGUGCUGAGCUAUAUCGCCAGCAAAUACAUUUGCCAUCAUCAGAGCUUGAGGUUGACCCAUCCGGGGAGGAGUCUGACAGCCAGCUCCAGGUGGAGUUGGUGAGAGAUUUAUCCCAACUUGGAGAAGCAGGAACAACUGGUGGUCCUUCAGAGCGUGGGAACGAACGCCGGCUUUCCUCUGCGGCAGUUGGAGGCAGGGUGGAUACUGGAAGGAACGGCCGCUGGCUCAGGUUCCGUGCUGGCGUUCCCCAAAGGUCCUUCCAGCAUCAUGUCCUCCAUGUGGGCCAGCGCCAGCAAGUUUCUAUGACAACCUUAAUGAUUAUUAAGGACCAGUGUCGGUUUUAUGAACAUACGCUCAAAAGAUCUGCUGUAGAAGGAAAGGAUUGGAACAGCAAGUAGGAAGGCUGUUAAUAAAACCGUGUUUGGAAGGAGCUCGCACAUCUAUUAAAUAGAAUACCUCAACUUCAUGUUGUUUUUUUUCCGGAGAGAAAUAAUAGUUUCUAAGUUUAGUUUUUAUUUUUUUACCUAAUUACCUGAAAGUAAAUACCAAAGGCUGAUGUCGUUUGUAUAUGAGGCAAAGAGUCAGUAUGUUUUUCAAUGUCUUUUCUUUUCAUCAGCUAUUUUGCAUUUAAAGUGAAAAUUGUAAAUGUGUGAAAUAAAUAAUUUCUGAAAAUAUG